UUCAUUCUAUCCACGCUGUGUGGUGCAUAGGUUGACAAUGCACCAAUUCUAAUAACUAAUAUUACAACAUAUUUGCCCAUUUGUCUGAAAUAAGCAAGAGUCUGGUCUGAAACCUGAAUCGACAUUCAAGGAAAAUGGCAACCAUUAUUGCUGGCACCUCAACAUCUUCAAUCAUCCGCACAAGUUUUGUGCACAAGCAACCUCUUGGAGUCUCAUCCCAUACCGUUGUUGGAUUGCCAUCAAUAGCUAAGGUUGGAAGAGUGAGAUGUUCCAUUGAGGGAAAGCCUGAUGUGCAAGGAAGCAGCUCAAACAUAGGUAUGGGAGCAUCCUUGAUAGCAGCUAUCUCUGCUGCAACCUUGUCAAGCCCAGCAGCCAUGGCUUUGGUAGAUGAGAGAAUGAGCACCGAAGGAACUGGCCUUCCCUUUGGACUUAGCAACAAUCUUCUUGGUUGGCUUUUGUUUGGUGUCUUCGGUCUUAUAUGGGCUCUCUAUUUUAUAUACGCUUCCUCCCUUGAUGAGGAUGAAGAUUCUGGAUUGUCUUUGUAAAACCCCAAAAGGAUAUGCACCUUAGAAAUUGGACAGUUCAGUCCUUUUUUGUUGUAUUAAAAAACUACUACUUGUGUAUUUAUUUAUUCUGGUUUCUCUUCUCUAGUACUUUCAAAUAGCUAAUUCUUUCUUUGUUAUGGAUUA
Messenger RNA from Medicago truncatula (barrel medic), 689 nucleotides. RefSeq names its product photosystem II reaction center W protein, chloroplastic. Lineage: Eukaryota; Viridiplantae; Streptophyta; Magnoliopsida; Fabales; Fabaceae. Gene Ontology annotation, cellular component: photosystem II; chloroplast thylakoid membrane; chloroplast. Bases 135 to 545 code for a protein of 136 amino acids. Gene Ontology annotation, biological process: photosynthesis; photosystem II stabilization. The record is from RefSeq and is a predicted model, not a curated record. The transcript has 2 exons.